This is a messenger RNA of Papaver somniferum (opium poppy), 2850 nucleotides long. RefSeq names its product probable helicase CHR10. The record is from RefSeq and is a predicted model, not a curated record. Gene Ontology annotation, molecular function: DNA helicase activity; ATP-dependent chromatin remodeler activity; ATP binding. Gene Ontology annotation, biological process: chromatin remodeling; DNA repair. The coding region runs from base 38 to 2665 and encodes 875 amino acids. The transcript is spliced from 17 exons. Lineage: Eukaryota; Viridiplantae; Streptophyta; Magnoliopsida; Ranunculales; Papaveraceae.
UUUUCUUCUUCUUCUUUGAGUAGACUCAGGAGAAAAAAUGUCGAUGAAUUACAAGGAGAGACUAAAAGCAGCAGCAGAUUUUGUUAUUUCUAGCGAUCAUCAUCAAAAUGAAGUACUCCCGUUAAACUAUGAUGAGAUUGGCAUAAAAGCUACACUGAAACCUCAUCAAAUCGAAGGAGUUUCAUGGCUUAUUCAAAGAUAUCUUACCGGUGUCAACGUUAUUCUUGGAGACGAGAUGGGUCUUGGGAAGACUUUGCAAGCCAUUACUUUCUUAAGUUAUUUGAAGUUCCAUUUGAAAUCACCUGGGCCAUUCCUGGUAAUAUGCCCUCUCAGUGUGACAGAUGGUUGGGUAUCAGAGGUAGCAAAGUUUUGUCCUAAAUUGAGGGUUCUACGAUAUGUUGGCGACAAAGAAGUCAGACGCGAUCUUCGCAGGAAAGCUUUUGAGCAGACUAGCACAGACUUUCCUUUUGAUGUCCUUUUGACUACGUAUGACAUUGUGUUGAUGGAUAAGGAUUUUCUUUCUCAAAUUCCAUGGCACUAUGCUGUAAUUGAUGAAGCGCAGCGACUUAAAAAUCCUUCCAGUGUUUUAUACAGUGUGUUGGAACAACUUUUUGUCAUUCCACGAAGGUUAUUGAUUACGGGAACCCCCAUUCAGAAUAAUCUUUCUGAACUGUGGUCUCUUAUGCAUUUUUGUAUGCCUAUGGUCUUUGGUACACUGGAGCAAUUUCUAUCCACAUUUAAGGAGGCUGGAGACCUCUCAACUGCAGGUCUUGACGCAGCUAUGGUCAAAGAGGGAUUCAAAACUUUGAAAUAUAUACUAAGAGCAUUUAUGCUUCGGAGAACAAAAGCGAUGCUUGUUGAGUGUGGAACUCUUGUCUUGCCACGACUCACUGAAAUGACAGUGAUGGCACCGCUGGUAGCCUUGCAAAAAAAGGUGUACUUGUCAAUAUUGAGGAAGGAGCUGCCUAAGCUCAUUGCAUUUUCUUCAGGAGCUUCUAGCCCGUCCUUACAAAAUAUUGUAAUACAGCUGCGGAAAGCAUGUAGUCAUCCGUACCUCUUCCCUGGUAUAGAGCCUGAACCAUAUGAAGAGGGUGAACACCUGGUCCAGGCCAGUGGCAAACUUCUUAUCUUGGACCACCUUCUUCAAAAGCUACAUAACAACGGACAUAGGGUUUUACUGUUUUCUCAGAUGACUCAUACACUUGAUAUUCUCCAGGACUAUCUAGAGUUACGGGAAUAUACAUAUGAACGUCUUGAUGGUUCUGUUCGUGCUGAGGAACGCUUUGGGGCAAUACGACGGUUCAGUGAGCAACCCGUCAAGGGCAUUUCGAAUUCUCAAAAUGAUCAUAAUGGUGCAUUUGUCUUUUUGAUCUCAACUAGAGCAGGUGGAGUUGGCCUAAAUCUUGUUGGUGCUGAUACUGUUAUAUUCUACGAACAAGAUUGGAAUCCUCAGGUGGAUAAACAGGCUUUGCAGCGUGUGCACAGAAUUGGGCAGAUAAAUCCAGUUCUAUCUAUAAAUUUAGUAACAGCUCGAACAGUGGAGGAGGUCAUUAUGCGGAGAGCAGAGAGGAAGUUGCAGCUUAGCCAUAACGUGGUAGGCGAUGAUGAUAUGAGUUAUGACCAAGAUGAAACGGGAGCUGAUGUCGGUGACCUGCGCUCUGUCAUAUUUGGGUUGCACAUGUUUGAUCCCACAAACAUUGAUAACGAGAAUCCGAAUGAAGUUAACACAAGGGAAUUGAUUUCUAUGGCUGAGAAGGUAACAAAAAUGCGCCAUGAAUCAUCUGACAACCAGGAUAGGAAAUUUGAGCUUGAUUCGAUGGAUGUGUUGCGCGGAGAUGAUUUUUCCACGAAAAGGACUCCCGCUUAUGAUAGUUUUGAUCCUGGCCUCGAUGAGGCAUCCUAUCUCUCGUGGGUUGAAAAGUUCAAAGAGGCAUCACAGUCUACUGAUAACUCUAAUCUGGUGUUGGGCAAAAGAAACUUACCCGACGAGAGGAUAGGAAAACUUGAAGCUGCAAAGAGAAAAGCUGAGGAGAAAAAGUUGUUGAAGUGGGAAACUCUUGGUUACCAGUCGCUAGCUAUUACCGACGUUCCUGUUUGCAAUGCGGAUGAAGAUAUGAUGUUGACUGGCUCGGGCUCGGUUCAAUUUGUGUAUGGGGAUUGUACUGAUCCAUCUAAAGUUUGCCCAUCUGAGCCUGCUAUCAUAUUUAGUUGUGUUGAUAAUUCUGGAAAUUGGGGGCGUGGAGGAAUGUUUGAUGCACUUGCUAAGCUUUCAGCAAGUAUCCCAGAGGCUUAUCACCGGGCUUCUGAAUUUGGAGACCUUCAUAUGGGUGAUCUCCAUUUAAUACAAAUAAAAAUAGACGAGGACCAAGAAAAGCAAACUCCUGAUGGAAAUGAUCCUAUGUGGGUGGCGUUGGCUGUUGUACAAUCUUAUAAUGCUAGGCGUAAGGUCCCACGCAGCGAUAUCUCUAUCCCUGACUUGGAGACUAGCUUGUCAAAGGCAUCAUAUGCUGCCUCUCAGCAUUCAGCGUCAAUCCACUUACCACGCAUUGGAUAUCAAAGUGGAAAUGGACGGUCAGAGUGGUACACAGUGGAGCGGCUUUUGCGGAAAUAUGCAUCUAUGUAUGGCAUCAGGAUUUUUGUGUAUUACUUUCGGCGCUCAGGUUGAAUUAGCCACGAGUUACAAAACAAUGAUGGACGGAUUUUUUGAUUUUUCAAGGAAGCGAGUGUAAAAAAUCUUGUGCUAGUUAUAUGUAUUGUAUUACUCACUUCUAUCGCUACUUUGAUAUGUAAUUAUCUUAAACACUAGAAGUCUUGUACAGGGAAUGAAUAACCAGAUAAUAUGUUUGCUCU